AUAAAGGAAGGUAGUUUUGUGAUGGGUAUCUAGUGAAUCUCUAUUAUAGCAGCUUUUGCGUGGCAUAACCGUGUCAUACUUUCAUGAUUUGUCGCAAUGGUCAAUGUGCCCGAUAGCUACUGUAAACAUGUCGACGAAUAUUAAACAACCCGAUAUCACCAUCUUUCGUGGCUGGAAAGAAUUCGGCAAGCAUGUAUGGUCGCCCUAUGUGGUCAAACUGGAAGCUCGUCUGCGGUUCGCGGACGUGCGAUACAGCGUAGACGUAGGUUCUCCUAAGACAGCCCCCAAGGGUAAGAUUCCAUAUGUGGAAUGCAGCAAUCUUCCAGGUACGGCAGAGGACGCGCAAGGAGACACAUUGCAGUUGAGCGAUUCGACGCUCAUCAUCAAGACAUUAACAGAAGUGGACGUGAUCCCCGACAUCAAUGCGGAGCUGUCCCCGGUCGAUCGCGCCAAUGAUCUGGCGCUGCGUGCGCUACUAGAGGAUAAGUUGUACUUCUAUCAUACAUGGGAACGCUGGAUUUUGAACUAUUACACCAUGCGCGACCACGUCUUUCAAGCCCUGCCAUAUCCCGUACGGAUCUUCGUGGGCAUGAUGGUGUACCGCGGCACAGUCGCCACGCUUCACGGACAGGGCACAGGACGAUACAGCGCAGAAGAGAUUGCGGGAUUCAGGCUUGAAAUCUGGGACGCUGUUAAUAGUCUACUUGUCGAUUCCAAAUCAAAAUCUGUCAAUGAUUCAUCCUCUCAAGAACCGUUCUGGGUUCUUGGACGAAGGCAGCCUACCGAGGCAGACGCGACUUUGUUCGGGUUCAUUGUUUCGGUACUAAUAAGCACUGCUGGGCCAGAUUCAAAAAAGGUGGUGAGGGGUUUCCCGGCAAUUCUUGAUUAUGCGCAGAGAAUACAGGUUCGCUACUUCCAGGAAUACGAAAGCUGGUAAUAAUGGCAAAGUUCUCAAGAGUCGAGCGAGCAAUAAUAAAACUCAGCCCUUUUGAUCAAUGUAUUAUCGCUGACCAACUCGCCAAUGCUGAUAACCCGGAAACCAUUCGUCCCAACGACUAACGCCCAUUGGCCGAUAUUUAAUCAUAGCAUUACAGGAUAUAAUUCAGGAGUCCAGGCGCAGGUGGGGCGGUCUCCAGGGC
Messenger RNA from Truncatella angustata, 1139 nucleotides. RefSeq names its product putative glutathione S-transferase. The record is from RefSeq and is a predicted model, not a curated record. The transcript has 2 exons. The coding region runs from base 104 to 937 and encodes 277 amino acids. Lineage: Eukaryota; Fungi; Ascomycota; Sordariomycetes; Amphisphaeriales; Sporocadaceae.